CCCGCCCCCGCCCGGGUCCAUCCUUCAUGAAGGGAACCCGCCCGCUGCUGCUUAAACGUGGAGGGAAGGACGCGGAGAGGGACGCUCGCAGCUGACUGUUGUUACUGCGGUUAAAAUUUACGGCUCUGUCGACACAUUCAGAGCAUUUUCACCACAUCGCUGGACCGAAAGGGAGGGACUGUUUCUUUCUGCAGAAGUCUUCAAGCUCCGAGUCGGCGGCGGUUGAAAAAGGAUAUUAAAGUGCGAGAGGAACUGACAAAGACAAGUGAGGGGGGAAUGAAACCGGAUGGGGUUGCGAUGGAAACCACGGAGCCCACUGAAGCUGCUGUAGCAGCAGAGCCCUCCUCGUUGCAGGAAAACAUAUUGGAUCAAGCCUCGUCAAAACCGGAGGAAGCAGGAAAUGAUGUUGCACCCGGGGCUUCUCCGAAGGCCAAUGGUAAGCCAGCGGCAGCAGAACCCAAAGUCAAACCAAAAGGUGGUGCAGCUAAAACCCAGCCACCAACCACUGCUAAAUUCGCAGGAGCUUCCAGAUCCAACUCACGGCCAGGUACUGCCUCUCACCGCACGGUGAAUGAAGUCAAAUCGUCUAACAAUGUUUCUGCAGCCAAAACAACGGGUACAGCAAAAUCACCAGCGGCGGGAGCCGUACCUAAAAGACCAAUGGGUGUAGCAGUGGUUUCCACCACUGUCAAGAACCAAACUCGAGUGCUUGACAGAAAGCCUGUUGGAUUGGCCAGGACCACCUCUGUUGCUGCUGCCACAGUAACAAAUGGUACCAAACCAACAACAGUGAAUGGCAUUGUUAAGAAGAGACCAGUGGCUGAGACUGUUAGACCCAAAACCACAGUUACUGCCAGCAGACCAGUGGCGUCCACUGCCCCAAAACUCGGCACUUCGACCACAACAAAAGCUGGUGCUGUAGCCGUUUCAAAGACCACCAGGCCCACUACAGGUCCCUCAACAUCUCGACCUGCAUCAACCACAUCCAGGCCCGCUACAGCCAAGCCCUCCACUUCUGCAACUGCCAAAACCGCUGCUACUAGAGUUACCACAGCCUCCUCUACUGGCAGGACCACAGCAGCACAGCCUCCCAAAACUGCUGCUGCUGCUAAGAAAGAUGUCAGUCGACCACCACCUGCUGCAGUUGCUAAGAAACCAACAGCUACAACAUCCGCUGCUACCAAAAGACCUGAACCCUCCAAACCCACGGCCAACGUGAAGCUCAGCUCUGCCUCCAAAUGGUCCCCACAAGCGAAGACAGCAGACCCCAAGUGGUCGCAGGCCAAAACUCAACAGCCUGCAAAAUCUACACCCACAAAGAAACCUGUAGCUGCUGUUCGGUUACCUGCCCUUAACAAACCGCCCCUUGGCCGAACCCCACCUGCCUCUCCAGCCAACAAACCUGCAAACAGCAGCACCUCUCAGACAAAACGUGGAACCAAACCCACUCAGGCUGUCUCACCUUUCACUGCUGCCAAGAAGACGACGGUUACACAUACUACCAUGCCUGCUGUAGAAGCACAGAGUGCUGCCACAGCAGCGGUAGUAGCUGCCACUGCAACAACUGUGCUAGCAGAAACACAAACAGAAGCUACACUGUCCUUACCACAAGCGUCAAUUUUUGCUGCCUCUGCACCAGAGGAGGUCCUUCGCCCAGUCUUGGCCCAGGAUAACGAAACAGAGGCGGUAGAGACUGCUCAAAGCCAUACAGCCGCUUCCUCUCCUCCACGGAGCCCUGCCAGGACAGCCUUACCCCAAACAUCCCCACCCCAGGAGCAGCUACAAAGCAGUGUUCCCUUAAUACUAACGCAGAUGCCUGCCAGUGCUGAGCCUACAUUACCACCAGUGGCCUCCCCUCCAGACCUAUCAGAGGAGCCCGUUUACCUGUUGACAGACCAAACCCCCUCCACAUCUAAAGCCCUCGCAGCAGCAGCAAGUUCCAUCCCUCAGAUUGUUUCUUCUACCAAUCUAAAUGAGGAGGAUGAUGAAGAGGAGAGGGAAGGAAGCCAGCUGGUUUCUGUGUCUGAAAUGAGUGGAACUACACAGCCCACAGAGGAGUCUCGUCCUGGGUCGGCUGGACAAGUAGGAGGGUCUGCUUGGAGGGCCGGUGGUGCCUUGCUCUCUGAGCUGGACUCUGAGGAUGUAAGCGGCAGCCAGCAGGGUGCAUCUGAAUUAAGUGCCCCUGGUGUCCUGGAGGGCACAGAGAGCCUGGACGACCUUGGAGACGGCAGUCUCAAAGGAGCCAUUGACAUGGAAGGAGCCUCGGCGGGGUCACCUGACUUUGAGAAGGUCCCUGACAUACCAGCGAAUGAUUUUGAUGAGGACGAAGAUGACGACGAUCGAGUGUGUGACAUGGAUGUGGGCUCAGAGCGGGUAGAUGAACAGCAGAGGCCCAGGCACGACAAUGACGUGGAUGAUGAGGAGGAGGAGGAUGAAGAUGUAGAGAUGGCUAGUGAGGGGGUGACGGAGAGUGGGUUGGAAAGCUAUGGCAAUGCGGAUGAGGAUGACUUUGCUGAGGAUGAAAGGCUGGACAACCUGAACAGAGUGGCCCAGCCUCCACCGCCCCCUCCCCUUCUGCCCUCUGCCCCCGCUGCUCAGUGGGACCAACCGAACCCCUUUGCUGAUCCCUGGGCAGAACCUCUUCAGCCACAACAGGUUCAUAAGCAUGUCUCCCAGUCCGUACAGGGGGCUGCUGCAAAUGCAGCAAGCCCUUUGGCAGACCCCUGGCAAGCAGACUCUGAGACCCCAACUCAGACUCAAGCCCGAGCCUGGCUAGAUCUAGGCUCUGCUUCUCUUGUUCCUGAAAACCAAGAAGGUCUCCAUCAUUCCUCUGUUAAAGAUGACCCACAAAGUCUGGAGGCCCAAAUGUUCAUGAAUCCGUCCAGCCCAGCUCCAAUGCAGACCCUGGUCCCAGCGCCCCUCUCUGCACCAGGAAUGUCUCUGUCAAGCACCCUGAGCAGUGAAACGAGCACACCCGAGGAACUCUGUGACUUCAAUGGAGACGGGAAGCUCCAGCCUCAAGAUGUGCAAGCCGCCGUGCUUUCCCCACACCCUGACCAGGACUACCAGGACCUGGGAAUCCACUUGGAGGGAGAGGAGGAAGCUGAAGCAGAGACCCUGCCUGCUGAUGAAGUAUUGGGAGGCCCUGCGACUGCCCCCACUUCCAACCCCUCCUCGUCCUCAGAAACGGAAGAGGAGGCCAGCGACACAGAGGGAGAAGCUCAGUUGGAUGAUUCCUUGGAGAGGCCAGCGGUCUGCAGCUUAAUCUUUAACUGCCAGCCUCCAGCCCAGCGCUGCCUGUCCACUGUGGAAGAGGGAGAGGACGAGGUUUGUGCAGUUGAAGACGCCACCCCACCCUCGGCUACAUCAUUGGCGUCUUACGGCUUUGACACCAUGACCACAGCUUCAAACUCCAACGCCCAGUCCACAGGGGAGAGCUGCAUCAAGAGCCCUGGCAUCUUCUCCCUGGAGGAGCUUCCUGAAGAGGCCAAGGAGCCUGGUCUGAUCCUGCUGCCUCACCGUCAGCCAUCCCUCCCAGAGCAGCAGUACAUCGAAUGUGGGAAGCAGGAAACGGAGUCCGCUGAGCACGUCGGGGAGGAAGUGCCGAGGCCAGAGGAAACCCUGGAUACUUCAUCAACUCUGAGCACUCUGCAGCAACCAGAAGAAAACCCAGAUGACAUCCAGCCUCCUUACUAUUCCGCUAUCUGUGAAAAGACUGAGAACUCUUUCGCAGGUAAUGUAUAGUUCAUCAUCUCCCUAACAGCCCAAGUAAUGUCCCUUAACUCCCUGUGGCCCUGUUCCAGCACCCCACAAGAGCACUUAUGUAAAUCCUAUUGUCAAUGUUUGUCCUGAAAUCUCUGGGGGUGGAUAUAACCAAAGUUAAACCAAAAAAAAAAAGAGAGCAAAAAAGGAAGAAAUUAAAGAGGACAGCAGUGGCACUUCCCUCUAAUAUAACAUUUCCAUCAUGAGUAUAUGGCUUAAAUUCCUGUAUGUGCAAUAGCUACUACUAUUUACUCCUAAUGUGUGAGCGUGCCUGGGUUUUGGUUUCUGUUUUAUUUAACACAGAAUUGUGUGGUUGCCCUGAACUGCCAUGGAUUAGACUAGUCCGUUUACAGCUCUUUAAGAGGGGAAACAAGAAAAUGAAGCAUAACAAACAAAAUGUGGAAUGAACUUUAACAUGUUUUCAUGUAUAUUUAUCUUAAUACUUUUUACUGAACAAAGCUGAUAUAUGAGUUUUGAUUGUAUAUUCCUGUUUGAUUUUGCUCUCCUACUUUACGAUACAGGCAAUCUGCUUUACCCCCAAUCACUUCUCAUCUCUUCUCGCACUUUAAAUUGUACCCCCAUCCUUUUGUUGUUUAUCCAUCUUUUGGAGUAAUGAACCUUAAUACUUUAAAUAAAGAUUAGAUUUUUACCAUGA
Molecule: messenger RNA, 4417 nt
Organism: Micropterus dolomieu (smallmouth bass)
Lineage: Eukaryota; Metazoa; Chordata; Actinopteri; Centrarchiformes; Centrarchidae
Gene: prr36a
Product: streptococcal hemagglutinin
Exons: 6
Coding region: 277-3744 (1155 amino acids)
Source: RefSeq, a predicted model, not a curated record